CGUCGCUGGAAGGUGCUGGCGGUGAUGGUGGUGGUGAUGGUGGUGGUGAGCGUCACACUGCGUCAGUAGCGGCUAGUCACCUGCCGUGCACGUGCCUCUGUGUGUGUGUCACCUCGCGUGCGUGUGUGCGUGCGUGAGUGCAAAAAAAUACGAACGGGAGAAAAGGGAGAGGAAAAAAUAUACAAAGCCUUGAAAAAUCCAGACAAAAAGAAGGAAAAAAUACAUAUUAAUGAAAAGAGAGAAAAAAAGAAAACAAAAUCACAAAACAGCAAGGAAAAUAAGAAGAAAAGACGGACGUAAGGAGAAAGAAGGAAAAGUAAAAAAGAGGAAGGAAACAGCAUAUAGGAAAAGCUCAAGAAAAGUGUGAAAAAAAAGAAAAGUAGAGAAAAAAUAUAUAUAUAAGCGAUACAUGACCAACAUAUAGUGACGAAUGAAAUAGUCUGAAUGAGAUACUGAAAGAUAGAGAGAAGAAAAGGGAGAUAGAGAAAAUAAGUUAUCGAAAGGAAGGAAAAAAAGUUGGUCAGGUUGAAAGAGGAAAGUGAGGGAAGGAAUACUCAAACGUAACCAUUCUCUUCCUUCCACCCUCUUCCACUCAUCCAUCAAUCCAUCCAUUCAGACCAAGAGAGCUUACAGAAGAAAAGGAAAGUGAAGAACAGAAUAACAACACAACAAUACUCAGAGCUUGUGUUGCGUUACUUUGUGUUAGUGUUGGUGGUGGUGGUGGUGUUUGUGAGUGUGUUCGUGUGUGUGUUUGUUUACCUUUUGUCUACGUCUACCUGUGUCGUGUUUACCUGAGCCGCAAACAUGGUGUACAGGUGUGACGAGGUGUUGCUCUCCUACAAUAAGUUCAACGAGACGAAGGACCAGUGGGACAGCAUCGCGGGCCACACCCAGAAAGGCAUCACCUUUCUGGAGCAGUAUGGCCACUUCGUCAAGGAGCGAUGCCAGAUUGAACUCGACUACGCCAGAGGACUCAGGAGACUGGUCAAGACGUACCUACCCAAGAAGAAGGAGGGCGAGGACCAACAGUUUACGAGCGUGAAGGCGUUCCGGGAUGCUGUGAACGAGACGGCGGACCUGGCGGGGCAGCACGAGGUCAUCUCCGAGAACCUGACGACGGUGGUGCUGGCCGAUAUUGCCGCGCUGGUCAAGGAGAUGAAGGAGGACAGGAAGAAGCACCUCGCGGACGGCGGACGCGUACAGCAGCAGCUCAACCACUCCCUGCAGCAGCUGGAGAAGGCAAAGAAGAACUACGAAAAGGCGUUCAGAGAGGCCGAGAAGGCGCAGGACAACUACCUGAAGGCGGACGCUGACCUCCACCUGUCCCGCGCGGAGGUGGAGAAGCAGCGGAUGAACGCCAGCAUCAAGAGCCAGCAAUGUGAGGACAGCAAGAACGAGUACGCGAACCAGCUGCAGAAGACCAACCAACUCCAGGGGGACCACUACAACACCGUCAUGCCAGGGAUCUUCCAAGGCCUUCAGGACCUGGACGAGAAGCGGAUCAACAACUUCAAGAACCUCCUCAAGCAAAGCGUCGAGAUCGAGCGCGCUGUCUUCCCCAUCAUCAACAAAUGCCUCGACGGGAUAGUCACGGCGGCAGACUCGAUAGACGAAAAAAUGGACUCACAGGUCGUCAUAGAGAGGUACAAAUCAGGCUUCACUCCUCCCGGGGACAUUCCCUUCGACGACCUCAGCACUCCCAGACAAAACGGUGACUCCACGCCCACCUCCCACCCCCCGCUGCGGCAGGACACCAUCAAGGGCACCAUAUCCGCUUCCAAGGGCAGGAAACGUGGCGGCAUCUUUGGGAUCUUUGCCUCGAACAAGAACAACUUUUCAUUCUCUGAGAAGGAAGACUUCAGCGACCUGCCACCCAACCAGCGGAAGAAGAGGAUCCAGCAACGGAUUGACGACGUCACGAACAAACUUCACCAGGAAACAGCUGCCAGGGAUGGACUACUGAAGAUGAAGGAGGUGUACGAGGGGAACCCAUCACUGGGCGACCCCAUGAGUAUAAUAGGGCAGCUGAAUGACUCGUGCCAAAAAAUUGAGAAGCUGCGCGGUGAGCUGCAGCGCUACCAGAACAUGCUGGAGGAGGUGGAUGGGGAGGGGCAGGGCAGUGGCGGGGCUGCGUCGGGCGGCCCCUCCACCCCCAACGCCUCGCUGGCCCGGCACCACGUCGUGUCUUCGCACCACAAUGGCGGCGCAUCCCCCAGGUCAUCCGUCACCUCCCACCGUACCUCCCUCAGCGACGAGUCCUUGUCCCGGUCAGCUUCUGAUUCCUCCGUCUGCACCAACCCACCCUCCUCCUCCAACACCACUACCACCACCACCACCACCACCUCCACCACCACCACAGCCACCAACUCCCUCCAUCGUGUAGCCAUCUCUGGUCUGGCCACCACCACCUCAACCACCACCACCUCCUCCACUACCACCAACUCAUGUGGGGAGGGUGGCAGGCCAGCCCCUCCUGACCCCCUGCCCUCUCAGGGCUCGUCCCAUAGUCCGGAGAGCGGCAUUGGCCUCAGCCACAACUCACUGCCCGGCUCAGACACUUACGACCAGCCAGACGCAGGGGAGGACGAGAACGCUGAAUUCUACGACACUGAACCGCUGCCCAUCAUUGGCACAUGUCGGGCCCUUUAUGUCUUUGAUGGCACCAGCGAGGGCAGCAUGAGCAUGACAGAGGGAGAGGAGCUGAAUGUGAUAGAACUGGACCAAGGAGACGGCUGGACGAGAGUCAGGCGGGUGGCUGAGUUUCAAGAAGGAUUCGUGCCAACGUCCUACAUUGAGAUGUCACUCUACAAUAACUGUUAAACAUUCCUGCUCCCUAGGACUACUGUUGAUAGCACUAAUGCCAGGCUGUUAUGCAUUUUUAUAUGAAAUGUGAAGUUGAAAAUUAUGGACUGAUAAUGACUAGAGGUGUUGCUGGGCCCAUGUGUUGUUUGUCAUAAUAUUAAAAUUAUAAUUAUAUCCUCCUUUGAAAGUGAAGCAGCUUGGUAGUUAUGCAUUUUAGGUAUUAUGCAUCGUGGCACCUGAAUGCUCACCCUUCACUGACGUACAUUCAGCCAUCCCAAAGCAAGACUCUCCUGGUGGAACGCCCUCUAGUGCUCAAUAUGACAGGAUCCCUCCAUCACUGUUUUCAGGAAGACAUCAUCACCUGUAGUAUCAGUCCUCUUGCCUCAUAACUACUAGUAGUGGCCAUCUAUAGCUUACAGAUGUGUGCAGAGAUAAUGAUGACUCCCUCAUAGCAAGGAUUUGUCCCUGGAUGGAAACCUUUUAGCUUAGGUUGAUUUUUAUUCCUUUUAAAGGUAUGGACUCUUCAAGGAUAGUACCAUUGAUUUUUUUUUUUUUAUUUAUUGAUUUUUUUUUUUUUUUUUUGAGCCUUAAUGCAGCAGUGAAAUGUGUUGUUGUUUUCAGAAAUGUUAAUUUCUCACAGUCGGCACUUGCAGGAUGGAGGUGGAGGGUGCAGUGUGGCAGCAGGUGGAACCCAUUGUCUGUCUUGUCUCUCAGUGUUCUUCCAUUGUAACGACAGUAACCCAUUAAUGUCGGUUUUGCACAAAAUUUAUCGAGUGUUUGGCAUUAAGCUCUCACAUAACAUUGUUUACUUUCACCUGUUUUUAUGCCCUUUUUGUGUUUCUUUGUCCACCUGUAAGCUUGUCUGAUGCCAGAAGCAGCAGGUACGGUGUGUUGGGAGGCAGGUGAGCCAUGCCAGUGUGCACCUCCACCACUGUACAGCCAAACUUAAUGGACUGUAUUCUUUAGCUGAAUAACAUGUGUGCUUGUUGGUGAUCCUGCGGGGACACAACCCUGGUGUGCCAUUGUCAGCCAGGUACAUUGUGCUGCAUUCUGAAAUUUCCAUUGAUAACAUGCAAAAAUUAUUCAGUCUGGUGUUUGGUUUAGGGUAUUCAAUAUCAAAUUUUUAAAUUUGCAUUUAAUGACAUGAUAAUUCAAACACAAUUUGUCGUUUUACUUUUAGAAAAAAUGCCUUAUGCAGUGUAAAGAAUAUUUGCCCAAAACCUCAUGUAUAAUGCUAAUAUUAAUUACAGCUGCAGUGAAGUGUGUGUGUGUGUGUGUGUGUGUGUGUGUGUGUGUGUGUGUGUGUGUGUGUGUGUGUGUAGGAGAAUAAUGAAGUGAAUCAUCACCAUCACAUUUUGUUUCUUACAUUGAGUAAUUUCUUAAUGCUGCAUUUUAUGAGUGGUAUUGUAUUUUAAACCAAUUAUGAGAGAAUGAGAGAGAGAGAGAGAAAGUGUGCGCUCACAUGCGCAAGAGGGAGAGAGAGAUAGAGGGAGAGUGGCACAUAACGUUUUCUCUGCCCCUCUUUUUUUUUUUUAUUAUGGAUGAUGUCUGACCAAAUGUCACAAAGUUUUAUUAUGAUUUUAUGGUAGUCCUGUAUAGUGUUUUUACUGCAUUGCCUGGGCCUCACGCGCUCAGGCACCCGCUGGCUUGCGAAUAGCAGGGCUGGACUCAUUGUGCACUUCUGUGAAGUGUGAGAAUAUUUGAAGGGUAAUAUCUCUUACCUGUGUGUAGAAAAGCUGAUAAUGCUCUUUGGGGUUACAUCUUUUCAUUGUCCGUCUCUGUAUAUUGUAACGGAUAUUUAGAAGCAACACAGACGAUUGUCAAACGCCAAGUUGGGUAUUAGUCAGGUAGAAAGGACUUGUCUGAGAUAGCAGACAUUUUUCAGGAGGAAACCUACUGUGAUUUGUAUUCUGUAAAGUUAGCAUGGAAAUAUUAGGUUUGAAAGUGACAAUAAUCAAUGACCAACUUAUUUCUAGUAAAUCUUAUAGCUAAAUAUUUGCUCAUUGGUGUACAAUUUACUAGUUAAAAACAGUCCACAGACAAUAAGUAAUGACAUGCAUUAAAUCAGUACAUAACAAUGUAUCAGGAGUGUAUGUUGUCAUGUGACUUAGAUUGCAGACAUAUUUUGGAGUUUCAUCAGAUUUUGGGAGGCAUUCAAGGUACAGUUAUUCUUUUACAUCAUAAUAGAAAAUACUUGCUGUUGAAACAUUUGAUCUAUGAACUGAUCAGCCACCAUUACUUAGUAGUUUUGAAUUGCUAAAUGAGUCCUUUUUAUAUUGCUUAUUCUCAUGAGUCAGUGUUCCCUAACAGCAGUGCUAUGACCAUUGCUUCAAGGAGCAGUAUCAGCAACUUGUAACAUUUAUAGCCAUUUUAUAUUAUGAGUUUGUCACCUUGUUCAUAGUAAAUAUACAUACCUGUACACAAGAUCAACUAUUCCAUUUCACCUUAGGUCCAAGAAACGGAGGAUUAUGUUUGAGUGUGAGCAUUGUCUUGCUUCAUGCGUAGUCACUACACUGCAUGAGGAAAGUUAUGUUCACACAACACAGGCUGUGGCUGCAGGUGUGGGCAGUCAUCACAGGUGAGGCUGAAGUGGGUCCGAUGCUGCUGCUGCUGCCAGGGCCUCAGCUGGCCAGGUGAAGCUUCCUGGCACACCUGCCCGCCACACCUGAACAAGACGAUUUGUCCAGCUAUUGCAUAAAUACCUGGAUACCCCCUACUAUACUCUUUUUGGUAAACAGUUUAAGUGCAGAUUCUAUAUAAUUACUCGUGUACAUUUUACUUCUCUUUUGUACAUAUUUUUUGUAUUAUAGUAUGUUUUUAUAGAAGUCAUAAGGAGAUGCUUUUUCUUCUAUAUGCUUAUCAGGGAAUCAUGAGACACUAGCAGAUGAUAAUAACAAUGCUUGGCUUCUUAUGUCAGCUUUGUAGUUAAUCCCUGGUAAAUGAUGUAUUAAUAUUAUUAUGCCAAUAAUAAAAAAAUGCAAUGUC
Messenger RNA from Eriocheir sinensis (Chinese mitten crab), 5787 nucleotides. RefSeq names its product formin-binding protein 1 homolog (gene Cip4). The transcript has 13 exons. Bases 805 to 2820 code for a protein of 671 amino acids. NCBI's taxonomy places the organism in Eukaryota, Metazoa, Arthropoda, Malacostraca, Decapoda, Varunidae. Gene Ontology annotation, biological process: signal transduction. The record is from RefSeq and is a predicted model, not a curated record. Gene Ontology annotation, molecular function: protein binding.